Molecule: messenger RNA, 2406 nt
Organism: Gregarina niphandrodes
Lineage: Eukaryota; Apicomplexa; Conoidasida; Eugregarinorida; Gregarinidae
Product: SET domain protein
Exons: 2
Coding region: 1-2406 (801 amino acids)
Molecular function (GO): protein binding
Source: RefSeq, a predicted model, not a curated record
AUGGAUGUGGAGGAGGUGAAGGCUGCGUCUGUAUUCGGUUUUUCGCCAGGGUCGCAUCGCAUGUCUCCGCCUUUGAGUCCGGUGGAUUCCGGGGGUCAGGAGGCGGUGGCUGAAGGCGUGUUGGAGCGACGGCGACGUCUGACGAAGAAGAUGCCGGAGCAGCGGAAAGCGGAGCAGCGGAAAGCGGAGCAGCGGAAAGCGGAGCAGCGGAGGGAGGCGCAGCGGAAGGCGGAGCAGCGGAGGGAGGAGCAGCGAAGGGAGGCGCAGCGGAAGGAGGAGCAGCGGAAGGAGGAGCAGAGUGAGGAGGAAUAUGACGUGGCGGCGGCGGCGAAGCGGCUGGAUGAGGCCUCGUUGGACAAGGUGGAGGUGUAUUACCGGAGCGGUAAGGACUGGGUGUGCGAUGAAGGGUUUAUGCGUGCACCGCGGAGUUGCAUCGGUAAGGCGAUCUACAGCAUUUUCGCGUUGGGUAUCCGUUGCGCCGACGAGGAGUAUUUGGCGCAGUACUCGCCAUCCGUGUUCUGGAACCUGCACCUGUUGGCUCAGGUCUACCAAAUGAGCUUUCUGGAAAGCUUAGUACAUUGUCUGGAAGCUUUCGAAAAUGACAAAACUGAAUUUACGGUUAGUAGCUUCCAACGUCGCGGCCGGCAUAGCGUGGAGGAAUUUAGAGGCGGCCUGGCCCACACCAGCGGCCGAACUAGUCGGCGCAUCCGCAGGCUGUCUCUCAUCCCCGUCAAUCAACUGCCUGGCUACCUAGAUCCGCGGGCCAUCAAGACCACCGCCGGCGCCGAAACCACGGAGAUUACUGGCGAGUCUAGCCAGCCGCCGAGCACAGAUGGGCAAAUGCCUCCCAGUACCUUGGAAUCUGGACCAACCGACCCGGCAAUCCCGAGCACCGAUACACUUACGAUCGGAGACGGCUCGACCGGGCCUGCUUCGGUUCCCGCGGUGGAUGUGGAGCGACUAAAACAGCUGCAGGAAUUGGAGUUGGAACGGCAGGCGCACCUGGACCGCGAGAAGUCCUACACUCUAGAGAUAUAUAGGAAGACCAUCCGGAGAACGGUGCUCUACUACUCAAAGCCAAGAGCCUUCCGCUACUUCGUGCCCAGUAUUGUACGGCACAAACCCUGCAGCAUUCCCGAGUGCAGUUUGCGGAGAGCGGCUUCGCGGCCUGGGACGCAAGCCGUGUCUCAUGCAGCUGGAAGUAACAGCCUUUCGGCAGCCGGUCAAGGCACUCUUACCGGCAGCGAGAACGCUGGCGAGAAUGGUGGCGAAAAUGGUGGGGCUGAAGACAAGACUGUGGCUGGAGACAGCGGUGGAGAUAAGGCUGGCAAUGGCGUUGGGGCUGGUGACAGUAAUGUUGGUAGCAGCGAGGCGGUUCUGGUUGCUGAGAACGAGGACGCUGUGGGCGCAUUUUUGACUUACGGCGAGGGCGAUGUGGUGAUGGAUUUCGAUGAGGAAGGCGACUUGCUGUCGGCCGUGGGGGUCCUUGCUUUGUGCGAGAACAUUGAGAAUGUGAAGCACGGAGCGGACGUCGACAAGGUUUGUCAUAUGGAUCCGGAUCGGCGUGAUGACUUGAUGGUCGCCGCCAGAGUGGUAGUGUCUCAUCCGCCCUCUCGUUUCCGGAAGGUGGAAAGAUUGCUGCAGGCCAACAUCCACUUCUACAAGUCGCUGCUAGUGGGCGUCCAAGGCUUUCCCGAAGCCAACUCUGGAUUCAUGGAGGAGAUAAUUGGAGAGCUGACUGCGGGUGUUAAAAGUAUUGUCAUGUUCGGCCAGACGGCUGCCGACUUCGCACUGGAAAGCGGACACAAUGGAACCGGAGUGAGCGGCAUGCAUCAUAGACGCAGGAACAAGGCCAGCUCUUCCGUUUUCGACCAAGAUGGAUUUCAGGUGCAGCAGUGUAUGGCUCGAGACCGGCGGGAAAAGACAUAUUCAGACGCCUGCUCAAACGACUAUACGGCCCCCGUUAUCAUCGCCACCAACGGGGACAAAGGCAGGGGCGUCUUUGCUGCAAGCACUAUAUACAAAGGCGAUUUCGUCUGCGAGUACAAAGGAAUGUUCUGCAAAACCUCGGCGCUUAUCAAACAAAGAGAAGAUCGCUGGGAACGACUACAAAGGGGAAGCUAUAUCUUCUGCUACAAAAGCCCAAUCGAUGGGCAACUCAUUGGAAUCGAUGCCACAGAAGAAAACGUCGAAUACGGCUGGGCAAGACUGGUUAACCACUCUCAUCAACACCCUAACUUGGAAAUCACUCUAAUCAAGAACCUACGACCGACCAAGGAUAACAAUAGAUACUUCUUGGCGUUUAGAGCCGCUCGGGACAUUAUGAUAGGUGAAGAGCUUCUGAUUGACUACGGCGAGCGACGAAAGACGAUUCUCGAGCGGAAUCCGUGGUUGAUCAACAGCUAA